UGUAGUGACGAAUUUUAUGAAGUUUUGAAACUUGAGUGGACAACACAUAAUAUGGGAAAUGUUGGUCGGGCUGCUUGGAACGUUUUUAGAGUUGGUUUAUUCUGUACUGGACUAGCUCCACUAGCCGUACUUGGUGCAGCGGCAAUGAGAGCUAAAGAUUAUACACACGAGGCACUCCAUUUAUUUGUUCAUUGCCGCAAUUGUGGUCGUGAUAUGGAUGUUACUUGUGAGCUUCUAUCUUCUGGAAAGAAAAUGCGCUGGGGCCAUUAUGGAAACCAUCUUUAUCGAAGAAGCUCGAAAGAAUUUGAACCGCGUUUGUCUUACAAUAAGAUCAAAGAGAUAUACGAUGGGAUGUGGGAUAAAUACAACUUGGUGUUUAAGAAUUGUUUUAAUUGGGCAAAGGAUUUUUAUGGAAAAAUUUGUAAUUUGAUUUGA
Meloidogyne enterolobii is the source of this 435-nucleotide messenger RNA. NCBI's taxonomy places the organism in Eukaryota, Metazoa, Nematoda, Chromadorea, Rhabditida, Meloidogynidae. The record is from the annotation of a GenBank genome assembly.